AUGCAAACAAUAGAUUCAAAUAACGAUAAAGAUAAUAAGCAAUCAUCAUCGACAGGUAGAAGAUUAACAAAUAGAAAUAAAAACAAAAUGUUAAUGGAAGAACAUGAAAGUGGUAGUCUAUCAUCGACACCACCAUUCAAACUACCGUUUGGAGGAACAACAACUCCUUCUUCAGUUUAUGGUGCCGAUACUAUCGGAUCAUCAUCACCACCUUUUAGACUACAACAUGGUAGUGUUCAAUACAUCAGUGCAAAUAGUGUAGUCAAGAUGGUUGGUAAAGAAGAGACAGGUGGACAUGGUCACCCAGUAUCGCGUGGUAAAUUAAUAGUCGGAGCAUUGGUUGCUUUGCUGCUACCGGCCGUUCUCUAUGUCAUUGCGUCAAGGCAGUUGGGUGCAGCAUUGAGCUACCCAUUCUCACUUAUCAUCAUCCCAUCCUUUAUAUUGUUGGCACCAUUCAUCUACUUUAGCUAUCGUGUCAAGGGGUCACGUCCAUUUGUCAAGUCGCGUGGUGUCACCAUAUUGAUGACCGGUGCAUUCUGCUACUACUCGCUGAUCGUACCCAUCUAUAUCGCCUGUCUCAUGGCAAUCUUUUUCCAUCGCGAGACUGAUUUUGUCACCUAUGUUCGAAACGAAUAUUAUACGGGUGCAAGUUGGUUGGUCGCUAUUCCAAUCGCCUAUGCACACGGAUGUGUCUUUACACAGUUUGCUCUACUCUCUAAAACUUCACUUCGUAGUAAAUGGUAUCUCAGACUAGUGUCGUGGCCAUCCUCUAUCUUUUUUACUACCCUCAUUCUAGCACUUCCACUCUUACUAGUGCUUCCAUUCCUACCGGCCAUUGUAUGUACCCUACUCGCACUCAUCCCCCUCAUUCUCUCGUGUAUUGGUCUCUACCAAACACUCCGCACCCUUCCACCCAACCAAUGGGUUGUCAAAGACAUCCUAGUCCGUUCAUCGACCGAAGAAGAUGACAGUCUCAUCAACAAAAAACGAGUACAUCGUGUCAAUUGUGAACCUCCAAAAGAACAUGAAAUCGUUGAUUUCCGUCAACCUCUUACCGUCGUUCAAAUUGCCGAUCCUCAUCUCGGUCCAAUCAUGUCAAUUGAAAGACUUGAAGAAAUUUGUGAAAGUACAGUUAAACUUAAUCCAGAUUUAGUUAUCUUGACUGGAGAUUUUUUUACAGCAGAAGCCUUUUUACCUGGAGAUUCAUUAGAAAGAGCAUUAAGACCAUUAAAGAAACUAGCUGGUAAAACUUUUGCUUGUUUAGGUAAUCAUGAUUAUGAAGAAGGAUGUUUAGAAAUGUUGGAAAGUGCUUUAAAAUCAAUAGAAUGUUAUUUAUUAGUUGAUGAAUGUGUAUUAUUUGAAUCAAGAAUUGGAAAGGUACAAAUUGUUGGAUUUGAUUAUAGAGCAAAGAAUCGUCAAGAACAUAUUCAAAAGGUUUGUGAAGCCUAUCCACCUAUUCCACAUGUACCAAGAAUAGGUCUUUUACACGAUCCAGGAGCAUUUAAAUUCAUUCCAGUCGAUUAUGGAAUGAUUGCAUUUAGUGGACAUACUCAUGGUGGUCAAAUUGGUCUCAAUUGUUUGGGUAUCAAUGCUAGUAUCGUUGGUUUUGCCAUUCCAGAUCAUGGUCUAUGGCAAAAUGGUGGUAAUUAUUUAUACGUACAUACUGGUCAAGGUUGUAGAUCUCUAAUGGGUACAAUGGUACUAAGAGUUGGUGUACCAACUGAAGAUAGUUUAUUACAAGUAUUCUUUGAAAAUAAUUAA
This is a messenger RNA of Cavenderia fasciculata, 1761 nucleotides long. Its product is annotated as putative metallophosphoesterase. NCBI's taxonomy places the organism in Eukaryota, Evosea, Eumycetozoa, Acytosteliales, Cavenderiaceae. The record is from RefSeq and is a predicted model, not a curated record. The coding region runs from base 1 to 1761 and encodes 586 amino acids. The transcript is spliced from 3 exons. Gene Ontology annotation, molecular function: hydrolase activity.